Molecule: messenger RNA, 1876 nt
Organism: Manis javanica (Malayan pangolin)
Lineage: Eukaryota; Metazoa; Chordata; Mammalia; Pholidota; Manidae
Gene: TCTA
Product: T cell leukemia translocation altered
Biological process (GO): osteoclast fusion
Source: RefSeq, a predicted model, not a curated record
CUGGCUGCGCGUGCGCGGUUGUAAUUCUCCGCCCCAAACUGCCAACUCCUCGCGCAUGCGAGGCAGGCGCUCCCUGCCCGGGUUUACGCGUGCGUACUAGCGGGCCUGGCCCCGGAACACCGGACACCUGAGCAGUGGGGGGCUGCAGGGACAGACGGGCGGGGCGCCGGCCGGCUAUGGCAGCCCCUUGGUCUGGGCAGACCUUGCAGGCUCUGCCCGCUACAGUGCUGGGCGCGCUGGGCGCCCUGGGCAGCGACUUCCUGCGGGAGUGGGAGGCGCAAGAUAUGCGCGUGACCCUCUUCAAGCUGCUGCUGCUGUGGCUCGUGUUAAGUCUUCUGGGCAUCCAGCUGGCGUGGGGGUUCUACGGGAGCACGGUGACCGGGCUUUAUCAUCGCCCAGAUCCCCACCCCCAGCCUGCUGCAGCUCUGGAUGUGUUCCUGCCCCCAGGUCUGGGCGGCCAGAAUGGAUCCACCCCUGAUGGCUCCACGCAUUUCCCGUCAUGGGAAACAGCAGCGAAUGAACCUCUCAAAACCCAUAGAGAAUAAGGGAAAGCAGCAGAGGGGUCUCCAGGGACGUCACCAGGUCUGCUGGCUCCCUCACUUGGCUCUGCUGCUGCCCAGACCCCAGCGACAGCUGCAGGAGGGCCACGGCUGGGAGCAGGGAGCACCCCGGUGCUGCAGCGCUGGGCUUCCAGGGCCCUUGGCCUCGCUUGAAGCCACCCCAGGCACUGGGCCAGUAACGUCUGCCUCCGCCCUGAUCUGGGCGUCUGAAGGCAAGAAGGCGCGCUUCUCCUCUCAGGGGUCCCGUCAGCUGAGGAGGUGCCUCUGGGGCCGGGAGGCCAACAGCCCAUUUUCUGUCUUACUUUCUUCCUGUCCCUCUGCCCAAGCCCCUGGGGUGUGACCCUAGAGAUCCGCCUCUCUGAGACGAAGCCUUGAACCAGCUCUGGGAUGUGUAUGGGAAGUCUCCCCUAAGCUCUGGGUUUCCUGAAUGUCUUUGGUUUUGCUCUGUUGGCAGAGAGCCAGGGAAUCCUUGCCUCGACACAGCCUUAUGCUCUCUGGUUCCUUAGCUAGCCAUUCAAGUAUCAGAUGGGGAAGCUGGCACCAUGCAGACAUGGAGGCACCAGACCCACCUCCCUGGCCCCUCCUGAGCUCUACAGGCUGAAGCCAGGCUACAGAGUUGUUCUUAAUGAGCAAUGAACUCACACCACAACCUCGAUCCUUCUCAGAUUGUGGUGUGGGUGCUUGAAAGAGGCUGAGCCCCGGGAGUGGCCUCCCACCCCCACCACCUGAGUGUCCAGGGGGUUGUGGGUUGGCACCUCGCCCCUCACAGGGAGGUGCUGUGCAGUCAGUGCAGAGCAGCCCUACCGUGGCCUGUUGCCUCAUCACUUCCCAUCUUGUCCUGGAAGCACAGGCAUCUCAUCCCAAGAGUCCACAGGCUCAGCAACUGCCCCCUGGCAUCCUCUCAGCCCCCAAGAACCCUCAGCAGGGAGCAGGGAAGCGCCAUAGGCUAAGUAGGCCUGCCACUUCUACAUUGGGCCAGGGGAGCUUCCAAAGGUGUGGUGGCAAAGGCCACCCCCAGAAAGCAGUGCAGCCCUGGACCCGCCUCCAGCCGGGCUGCCAGCUACCUGGGGGCAGUCCCUCCACGCCCUUAGACGUCUCCUGUCUGCCCAGCAGCCCUGCCUUGGCUGCACUUGCAGCCGACGUGCACUGGAGGUAGGACCAUCGAGCUCAGGUACCUACCCCAGAGAUACCUUCUGGCUGGCAGGAUGAUGGCUCUGCAGCCCCAGGCCUACCCACUGACGCCACCACACAGAAACAGGUCUCCUGUUUUGCUCCAGGCUCAACUAAGGAUGUGGCUCAUUAAAUGUCCAAGUGCA